AGGUCAAAGCGCUGCGCUUGCUUGCUUCACAGCUUCACCACUGUUCUAUCAUCAUCAUCAAGACUUCGUGACCGCGAAACACACGAAGAGAUGCCUCCACGAAUAAGACUGUCAUUACCACGGCUCCGGCCAGCAUCCGAAUCGUCACCAUACGUCUGCCGCCAAUGCCGACAUGCCUCGCUCGCGCGAGCAAUCACUCCAGCGCCCUCGAUCGAACGCUCCAUCCAGGCCGCUCCUGCACUGACGAGAUAUCCACCGACCCAACCGCCUUCAUACAAGCCCGCCGAAUUUCGCAAAACUCAGCUCCACCGACAAUACCAGUCUUUACUGCGCGCAUCGCCGCUGAUGCUAGUCUUCCAGCACAACAAUCUGAAAGCGACCGAGUGGGUGGGUAUACGGAGAGAACUGGCAUCGGCUUUGAAGAAGGUGGACGAUGAAUUGGCUAAGAGUGGGAAUGAGGACUUCAUCGGCAGAGCUACCAAGGUGCAAGUGGUGCAGACUGGCAUAUUUGCAUCUGCAUUAAAAGUGGUGGAGUUUUGGGACCCAAACUUUGACGAGGAAUCGUCGAACAAUAGAUCAGCAUCGGCUCAUGGGCUAUCGAAGAAGGCAUUUCGAACUGCGCAGAACAAAAAGUUACAGCACGGACUGGAGCCACUUCUAUCAGGACCGCUCGCCGUCUUGACUAUACCUGCUGUCUCACCGCAGCAUCUCAAAGCCGCGAUCUCGAUUUUGGCACCAUCGGCGCCAGACUUCCCUGCGCCCAAACGAAAGGCCAACCCUGGCUACCACGAGCCAGCGGUUCAAAAUGGAAUACAGAAGUUGAUGCUUUUGGGCGCUCGGGUUGAGGGCAAAGUGUUUGACCUAGAGGGUGUGAAAUGGGUGGGGGCCAUUCAAGGCGGACUCGAUGGUCUUCGGGGACAAUUGGUCGCUAUGCUGCAAGGUGCUGCUGCUGGCAUUACCACUACUCUUGAGGCUGCUUCAAAGAGUCUCUAUCUAACGGUUGAGGGCCGAAGAGGAAUGUUGGAGGAGGAGGAGAAAGGAAGCUCGGGGUCCAAGAGCGAGGCUUGA
Molecule: messenger RNA, 1068 nt
Organism: Zymoseptoria tritici IPO323
Lineage: Eukaryota; Fungi; Ascomycota; Dothideomycetes; Mycosphaerellales; Mycosphaerellaceae
Exons: 1
Coding region: 91-1068 (325 amino acids)
Biological process (GO): translation
Cellular component (GO): mitochondrial large ribosomal subunit
Molecular function (GO): structural constituent of ribosome
Source: RefSeq, a predicted model, not a curated record